AAAACUGAAAGUUUAGAUUUUAGUUCGCGUGAGUGAAUUUACUUCAAAAAUGACAGAAACUGCUGCAACUGAGACAACUCCCGCCGCUCCCCCGGCAGAACCCAAACAGAAGAAGAAGCAGCAGCCUAAGAAGGCAGCGGGAGGCGCUAAGGCCAAGAAACCCUCCGGACCGAGCGCAUCUGAGCUGAUCGUGAAAUCCGUGACCGCCUCUAAGGAGCGAGGUGGGGUGUCCCUGGCCGCUCUCAAGAAGGCCUUGGCUGCCGGAGGUUACGAUGUGGAGAGGAACAAUAGUCGCCUCAAGUUGGCUCUCAAGGCUUUGGUCACUAAGGGGACUCUCACCCAAGUCAAAGGCAGCGGAGCCUCUGGAUCCUUCAAACUGAACAAGAAGCAGCUGGAGACCAAGGUGAAGGCGGUGGCCAAGAAGAAACUCGCGGCGCCCAAAGCCAAGAAACCCGUCACGGCAAAAAAAACGCCCAAGUCCCCUAAAAAGCCCAAGAAGGUCUCGGCAGCAGCAAAGAGCCCCAAGAAGGCGAAGAAACCGGUAAAGGCCGCCAAAAGCCCCAAGAAGCCCAAAGCUGUUAAACCCAAGAAGGUGACCAAGAGUCCAGCUAAAAAGGCCACUAAGCCCAAAGCUGCUAAGGCCAAAAUGGCCAAGCCCAAAAUAGCCAAAGCCAAGGCGGCUAAGGGGAAGAAGGCUGCGGCUAAAAAGUAAUUUGGUUCCGGUGUCCCUGACUAUCCCCCCCCCCACCCUCAAAGGCUCUUUUCAGAGCCACCACCAACUCCGUCAGAAGAGCCGACACUGACUGCUCAUUGGCUCCAUUAUGUCAGGGAGGCUUUCUGGUAUCUGCUGAAUUGUGCGAUGCCCAGUCCUGAUCUUUCAGCCCCAUCUCCCCUUAACUGUGUCUCCCACACAAGUCACUGCGCAGAACUAGUCUGACACUUCCACCUUCUCCAAACGCUUAAGGUUUAUCCUCCGCUAGAAAUUCAGUCUAAUCGCGCGUUUCAACUAUUCAUUUAGGCCGAUUUUGCCUGUGUAAUAAAGAUUUCUAUUUAACCACUU
Messenger RNA from Xenopus laevis (African clawed frog), 1060 nucleotides. RefSeq names its product histone H1C. NCBI's taxonomy places the organism in Eukaryota, Metazoa, Chordata, Amphibia, Anura, Pipidae. The transcript has a single exon. The record is from RefSeq and is a predicted model, not a curated record. The coding region runs from base 50 to 712 and encodes 220 amino acids.